AUCUAUGACAUAUGUGUUCUGAAUUUUCCAAUAAGUAUUGAACGCAUAAUUGUUUGAAUGUUUGCAUUGCUUGUUUUACUGCAUCAGUAAUUUACUUCGCUCCUAGUUAUACUUCAUUUGACUGUUAAACAUGAGUGGAGACGCUGGCAAAAUUUUGGAGGAUAUCGAUGGGUUUGAUAAGCAGAAGUUGAAACACGUCGAGACGGAAGAAAAGGUGGUUUUACCAAACAAAGAAGUUAUUGAAAAGGAGAAAACUGAAAAGCAGUUGAUGCAAGAAAUCGAAACUCCACAUCCUUUAAAACCUACCGAAACGAAAGAAAAGAAUCCUCUACCCACUAAAGAAGAUAUUGCAGCAGAGAAAGCUACCAAGUAAACACUAGCUUUUGCUUUUCAAUGUCUGCGCCUUUUCGUAUCUGAACGCUUAAUAUUUGGCCGUCAAGCUUUUUUGUAUUCAAGUCCUUACAUAGGGAAGGAUUAAAUCUUGGUGUCCGUUCCAUCCUAUUUGUAUUUUACCAUAAAUUUCUAUGUCGAGAUGAAUCAUUUUAAAUAAAGUCAUUUCCAUUCACA
This is a messenger RNA of Trichobilharzia szidati, 567 nucleotides long. Lineage: Eukaryota; Metazoa; Platyhelminthes; Trematoda; Strigeidida; Schistosomatidae. The record is from the annotation of a GenBank genome assembly.